Molecule: messenger RNA, 312 nt
Organism: Rotaria sordida
Lineage: Eukaryota; Metazoa; Rotifera; Eurotatoria; Philodinida; Philodinidae
Source: the annotation of a GenBank genome assembly
AUGAUGAAUCGUUUACAAACGGAACUAGUCGAACAACUUCCGCAAAUAGUUCUUCAAGAACAAUCAUGCAAUUUAACCAAUACUAAUCAAGAUAAUAAUACAUUUGUAACAAAUCCAAAUGUUAAUGAUCAUCAAGCAAAUAUACGUCGUCGAGCACCAACAAGACAUUCAAUAAAAUCUUUAACAAAUCGAAAAACAUUAUCAAAACAAAAUUCAACAAAAGAGCAUCGUACAUGUCUUGAUCCAACAAUACAACGACAAUAUUCCAAUUCUCAAAGCUCAGCUUUAUCUGAUGGAAAACAAGAAGAUUAG